This is a messenger RNA of Chiloscyllium plagiosum (whitespotted bambooshark), 3176 nucleotides long. RefSeq lists its product as uncharacterized. Gene Ontology annotation, molecular function: RNA polymerase II cis-regulatory region sequence-specific DNA binding; DNA-binding transcription factor activity, RNA polymerase II-specific. Lineage: Eukaryota; Metazoa; Chordata; Chondrichthyes; Orectolobiformes; Hemiscylliidae. Gene Ontology annotation, biological process: regulation of transcription by RNA polymerase II. The record is from RefSeq and is a predicted model, not a curated record.
UCACCGCGCAGGCGCAUGGGACACGACCGGAGCAUGCGCAGUGCGACGCGCACGGUGCGGACACUCCGAGGGCGAGGAGGAGGUCACUUCGGCUCCAUCGCCGAAUAGUAGAAGAUGAUGAUUUACAGCUGGAACUCUCAAUCCAAGAGUCGUAUCAAGAUGUGACCGAGUCCCUCCAUUCAUCAGAACAUGAAUAUCUUCAAGUUUGGAAUUUUGUGGUGAAAAGAUUUGUCAUCUUUGGCUGUGAUCGAAGGCGUCAGCGAAGAGUAAGAGUAACUAAUUGGUGGAGGGCCAACUUCAAUGGGCUAGGAAUGAUUCUGACCCACGUAUAUUGGAAUCAAGUCUGUAACUGAGCAAUAGACCACUUUUAAAGAAGGAACAGUGCUGACAAUGUCAAGGGUCUUUCACGCCUCCUGUUUUAAUUCCACGUCACAGGGAGGUUUUGCAGUCGGGAAACUGACACCAAACGUCACCUAUGGAUCUGACAGAGACGCCUGAUUUAUCACCAUCCGAGCACCACCCGUUGCUGAACACGGAAGAAGAUCUUUCUGUUCACAGCGGCGACGAGCUGUACAUCUGUUCUGAGUGUGGACUGAGCUUCCCCCAGUCAUCUGGCCUGUCACAGCAUAACUGCAGUCUGAUCGAGGACAAGCCACCUGACCAGGAAAACCAUCAGCACAGUCAGUCUGGGGGGAGGCCAUUCACCUGCACAGUGUGUGGGAAGGGAUUCACUCGGCCAUCCCAUCUGCAGGCUCACUGGCGGGUUCACACUGAGGAGAGGCCUUUCAAUUGCCUGGACUGUGGGAAAUGCUUUAAAAGUUCCGCGGAGCUGAUGCGCCAUAGGCGCGUUCACACUGGGGAGAGACCGUUCAGGUGCUCGCACUGUGGGAUUGGCUUCAGGCAAUCCUCUCACCUCAUUAAGCACAAGAGAGUUCACACUGGGGAGAAGCCGUUCACCUGCUCCGUGUGCGGGAAGGGGUUCAGUCACUCGUUCAAUCUGCUGACCCACCAGCGAGUUCACACCGGGGAGAGGCCGUUUUCCUGCUUGAAGUGUGGUGAGGUAUUCACGCAGUCCUCCAGCCUGAUAAGACACCAGCAAACUCACAGCAGGGCGAGGCCAUUCACCUGCUCCAAGUGUGGGAAGGGAUUUGCUCAGUUAUCCAGUGUGCUCAAGCACCAGCAAGUUCACACUCGGGAGAAAUCCUUCACCUGCUCCGAGUGUGGGAAGGGAUUCACUUGGUUGUCCAACCUGUUGAAACACCAGCCGGUUCAUGCUCGGGGCACUUCACUUACCUGCUCCAAGUGUGGGAAGGGGUUCAAUCGGGCGAGCUCCCUGCUGUUACACCAGCGAGUGCACACCGGGGAGAGGGCGUUCGCCUGCGCCUUGUGUGGGAAGGGAUUCACUCGGCCGUCCCAUCUCCAAGCUCACCUGCGGGUUCACACUGAGGAGAGACCGUUUGAAUGCCAGGACUGUGGGACAUGCUUCAAAAGUUCCGGGGAACUGAUGCGCCACCGGCGUGUUCACACCGACGAGAGGCCCUUCAAGUGCCCUCACUGUGGACUUGGGUUCAGGCAAUCCUCUCACCUCGCUAAACACCAGAGCGUUCACACCGGGGAGAAGCCAUUCACCUGCUCCGUGUGUGGGAAGGGGUUCACUCGAUCGUGCAAUCUGCUGAGGCACCAGCGAGUUCACACCGGGGAGAGACCUUUUACCUGCUCCAAAUGUGGCAAGAGUUUCACUCAGUCAUCCAGUGUGAUGAGACACCAGCGAGUUCAUUCUGAUCAGAGACCUUUUAAAUGUUCUGACUGUGAGAAGAGCUUCAAAAGUAAAUGGGAGCUGCUAAGACACAAACGCACCCACACGGGGGUGAGACCUUAUAUCUGCUCCAUUUGUGGAAAAGGAUUCACUCAGUCAUCCUACCUUCUGACACAUCAACUUGUUCACACUGACCAGAGACCUUUCCCGUGUUCUGACUGUGGAAAGUGUUUUAAAAGUAAAAAUGAUUUACAAGUCCAUCAACGCAUUCACACUGGGGAGCGGCCAUUCACUUGCUCCCUGUGUGAGCGGCGGUUCAGGCGUUUAGCCCAACUGCAGACACACCAAAGAGUUCACACUGAUAAGAGACCUUUUAAGUGUUCUGUCUGUGAGAAGAGCUUCAAAAGCAAACAGGAUCUGUUGACACACCAGCGAGUUCACACUGGGGAGAGGCCAUUUACCUGUUCUGUGUGUGGAAAGAGAUUCACCCGUUCAUCCCACCGUCUGAGACACCAGCGAGCUCACACUGGGGAGAGGCCAUUUACCUGCUACGUGUGUGGGAAGGGAUUUACUGAUUCACCUCAGCUUCUAUUACACCAACGAAUUCACACUGGAGAGAAACCGUUCACUUGCUCCACAUGUGGAAAGGGUUUCACUCAGCCGUCGCAGCUCACUGAGCACCAGCACGUUCACACUGACCAGAGACCUUUCAAAUGUUCUGACUGUGGCAAGAGCUUUAAAAGCAAAAAGUACCUGAUGACGCACCAGCGAGUUCACACUGGAGAGAGACCAUUCACCUGCCUCGUGUGUGGGAAGAGGUUCACUCAGUCAUCCCAUCUGUUGACCCACCAGCAGCUUCACACUGGGGAGAUGCCGUUCACUUGCCCGCGAUGUGGGAAGAGGUUCGCUCGGUCAUCCAAUCUGCUGAGACACCAGAGAGUUCAUAAGUGAUUUCAGGAGUCAGAGUUUACUGUUUCUUCUGCCGUUAAUCACAUCCUGGCCUGAAUCAUGUUCAUUUUGAUAGUAGGGGUCUUGGCUACUGUUAAUAUUCCUGUGUUAACACUUAAUAGGCUCGAUAGCAAUCAAAUGAAUCUUAAAGGGAGAAACUAUUUGACCUUUAGUCUGAGUGUUCCUGAAAUGCAGAACAGGCUCAGAAGGGCUGAAUGGACUGAUAACGACAGGCCAUUCUGCUAUAACGUGACGGUUGUCUUCCUGUGCAACCUUGCACUAUCGGAAAUCGCGCUACAGGAGGCAGCGUAGAGAUCACGUUAUGGAAAAUCUAGUAUACCGGUUCAGCAGAAAGGUCACACCAUACAAACAACGGUCACAAUUCAUCAAUCGCAUUCUUGCCAAUUCACGAUGAAACGAGCAGCACGGUGGCCUAGUGGUUAGCACUGCUGCCUCACAGUGCCAGGGACCC